CGGCGAGUCCGAGGCUCAGAACGGUGGUGUGACCAUGAUGGAGUCGACAUGAGAUGAAUACCUGAAGAUUGUAGGUUUACUUUGAAUAUGAUUUUGAACAUUUCCUUGCUGGAUUUCACGUGAACAAUCAUCAUGGGGUCAUCGGAGAAGUGUUUCACAAGAGCUGUUCACACGACGUUGAUCGUGAUGUUCAGCGUUCAACUGGUGAGCACAGUUGAGAGGCAGGUGUUCGACUUUCUUGGCUUCAUGUGGGCGCCCAUCAUUGGCAACUUUUUCCAGCUGUUUUGUGUCAUCAUUGGCCUGUUCGGCACCUGUCAGUACAGACCAAGGUUUAUAAUUGUGUAUACAGUCUGGAGCUUGUUAUGGCUGGGCUGGAACCUCUUUGUUAUCUGCAUCUAUCUGGAGGUGGGAGUAUUGAGGAGGGAUAAAGAGUUGUACAUUUUAACAAUUGGAACAAAAAAUAAGAGUUGGUGGUUGGAACAUGGAGUUGGGUGCACCGUGACCAACACUUCAUGGAUGAGCUCAGUGCCACCCGAGGCCAGCCGCCCCAUCCCCCCAGAGGAAUUUGUGGACGGCUGUAUCCUGCAGUACUAUUAUGUUGAAGUAAUCCAUGCUGCUGUGCAGUGUCUGUUAUCGCUCCUGGGUUUUGUGGUGUCGUGUGUGACAAUCUACGCCUACACAGAAGAAGAGGAGUCUUAUGAUCAGUACAUCCGUUACACAGAAGCCAGUCCAGCCAAUGAUGAACUGGAGUUUGUCAAGAUGCGAUACCGCUCCCCAGCACACAACGCUUACAGAGACAAUCAGACAUUUGACCACGUAAACAUGUCCGAGUUUACCACGCUGGAGAUGCCCCCUAGUUACGACACCACGAUGAGGGACAACAGCCUUGCGGACACGACCGCUGCCAACCUGUACUACGCUUCUGAUAGGCAGAGUGUUCGCAGCAAGGCAAGCACGCGGUCCAAGAGAUCCAUCCAUCGCAAUGGGACAACCCCUAUAAACAAUAACUAUGAACGGAGGGAGGAACUGCCAUGGGUUCAGAUCACACCAUCUGCUCAUGGGGACAACAAUCAUCACAGGAAUUACCCAUAACGUACAUGUCAUAUCAUACAGGAUUUUGUGCUUCAAUGUGUUUUAACUUAUAUGUGGAAGAGAGGAGUCAAACCAUUUCCACAACCCACCUUGAUCAGUUCGGAGAUGAAGUUUCCUCGAAUGCUGCACAUGUCACUGACCUUUGACCUCUGGAGCUAUGUUUUUGGAGAUGUGAUAAUUUAGUCCUUGAGAUGUAUGUAUGUGAAAACAGUGCUGUUCCUUUGUGUGUGAUGUGAUAUGAUGCAGGUGAGGAUGGACCAGAUUUGCAUGAAUUCUGUACCUCAAGGUUGAUGGCAAGUGACUGGUUACCAUGGCAACCUUUUACAGUGAUCUCAAACCUCGUCAUAGGACAUGUCAGUGUUUUCCCUCCUGUUGUUGUUUAUGUCACAAAACAUGACCUUGGGGAUCAUGGCGUGGUAAACUUGCCUCACUACCUGCUGUGGUCUUAUGUUGUAGGUGGUAAAUCUUUGAAAAUCAGUUUGCAACAAAAGUUACAGUGAAGUUUGGAAUCAGUAAAUGGAUAUACAGGGGUGUGGAAAAUCAAUGUUACGCAAGAUGGCCCAAAUCAGCUUUGUCUGUGGACAACCUUAAAAUUUGUCAGACCUUUAGUCGAGUUUGAUAAAAUAUUAUAACAGAUACUAAAUAUACCUUGGAAACGUGUAAACAUUGCCAGUAUGACCAAUCCAACUGACGUCAGUGUAUUGUUUACUUCCUUGUUCUGGUUGCGAUGGCACUUUGUGAUAUGCUCUCUGAUUGGUUGAUCACAGUACCACAUAGCCAAUUGUUCAUGGCAGACCACACUGGCUGCUCAAGACAAGUGGUUUGAGUUGCAUCACGGCCUAGCAAUGGAUGAUUUUCUUUAUUAGUGGUGGGGGAAAUCGUGGAGCUACAUCAACUGAUUCAAUCAAAGGCAGUGAAAGACAAGUGUGAUAACCAUUUUUGGUCAAUAAUCAGGACAAGUCAAGUUUGUCUCUAGACAAGUAAAUUUUUAUUGUUCACUUGACCAGGGAUAACCUCACCAUGUUGAUAUUUCCACACCCCUGCAUUAUAAUAAUUUAUUAACCUUGUUGAAACAUGAUGACUAACCUCUGGUAAGUGCUGGACCGUUGUUAUCUUCUGUAAGUUUUAGAUGAUAAGUGCAUAUACAUGUAUACAUUGUGCAGCAUUACGAGAUGGGGCUAUGGCUUAUGCUUCAUGGACAGCUCAUCUGCAAGUACAGUUAUUUCAGGUUAGGAUCAUGACAAGCUCUCUGUUCUGAUGGCUUUCUUAAGGCAGUGCAAUACAACUGGCUAUGUUUAUAGGUAUUUACAGCUGAAGUGUGAUAAGAUUCUCGAGACGUUUUAUAGGCUUAGAAUUUCUUCCAAUGUUCUGACAGACUGUAUUAGACUAGUUUGAAGUAACAGGGGGCUCAUUUGAUCUGUAAAAGCUUUUAUUUUUUAUUCAAAGUACUUUGCUCUUGUCAACCAUUUGUGUUGAAAACAAGCGUGGAAAGGAAUUAGUUUCCUGUUUUAUGUCUGUAGAGUGUUUCAAUAAGCAUUCCAGGAACUUGUAUUGUAUUUGGUUUGAGAUUUGUUGAUUUUAUUGACUAGGGCAAACUAGGGUAACACAAUUAUUUCGUUGCAAUAAUAUGACAGUUGUUUGUUUCUGUUAGAUAUAUUUUGAACAUGAAGCAUUUUCGUAAUAAAAUAUAUUUAUGAACUUCAACAGCUGUACAGACUGCAAGAUUGUUGUAGAAACAGUUUUAGAACAUUAUCUAAAGUAUAUAUAUUUAUCUACCUAAACUGUCUUCCACUGCUUGGUAAGCAUUUCUUGAUGACUAACUAUAAAGUCUGCGAACAUGUUCAGCAAAUAUUUGAUAAGUACUGUUUUGAUAGCUUUUUAUCUAUGUUCUUGCUUGUAUAUAGGUUAUUGCCACAUUGGUAACCUCUAGUACAUUUAAUUUAGUCACUCAUACAGCUAAGAGAUUAUAGUUUCUUGUGAAAAAAUGUUUUUUGAGAAAAAGAACCACCAAAAUUUAAUUGAGUCACUCAUACAGUUAAGAGAUUAUAGUUUCUUGUGAAAAAAUGGGUUUUGAGAAAAAGAACCACCAAAAUUUCAGCACAAGUCAGCAUCACAAUCAGGAUGGUAGAGGUGUAUGUGUACAUUCUGGUUUCCAAUGCGCUGAAAUGUCAUUGUGCUUCAAGUUUGUUCAGAAGCACUCAACAGACAUUUCACUACUGUAAAGAGUGUCCUUGCUGCAAUGGACAAUGUUAAUCUCACUUGUUACACACAACAUGUUGAAUUAUAUAUUGAUAAUUGUAAAUAUGAUUUCACACUAUUGAAUAUGACCGUCAUGCAGGUAUGUCGUUGAUUAUUUAUAACGUCACUCACAAUUAUUUCUACUAACACCAUGCUGUAUAUUGUGCUUUGGGGGUUAAUGUAGAGUUUCAUCACAACCUUACGUUUACUGCUUGUCAAGGCUAUUCUGGGUUUUUUUCAGCCAUGGGUAUAAUGAUCAUUCCUUUAUGUUAAUUUUAACACUCUUUAUUUGCCAUGUAAGUUAUGGUGAUUUUUCUUGGUUGUGAUUUGUAAAAAGAAAAGUCUGUACAAUGAUAGAAUAUCUGAUGUUUAUGUUUAUCAAAACUAGCUUCAUAAGUGUAUGGUUUUAUGUAGCUAUCCAGGAUUUCAAAGAAUAUGUGUGGUAUGUUGUUAAUGAAAAAUUUUGGAAGUGGAAAUGUUUUGAUUAUCAAACACAUACACAUAAUCAAAAUAACCAGUCUCUCUUUUCACCAAAAUUUGUUUUACCAUUUUGGCCAUUUCACAGUUUGUUUCCUUUGUUGACUGUUAGCAUCUACGUAAGUCUUUUGUAGGAAUAGUUGGGAUCACGUUCCUUUUAACCAUGUUGUGUCAACUUCAUUGUAAUAUACUGUGCUCAUUUGUACUUACAUUAUUGUGAUAUUAUCAAACAGAUUCAUCAUAGACUGUUAUAUUGUAGAUUCAAUUACUCAGUGUUCAUAUGUUGGAUGAGGACAGUGUCCAGCCAACAUUGACCUUUUGUUGUUUUUAAAUCUUGCCAUCUUAUAGACAAGUCAGAUGAUUGACUUUUAAUGACGCAGGCUAUGUUUUAGUGUUUGUGAAAUUACCAUGUAGUUUUGCCAUCAGUUCAUCUCAUCAGCCCAUGCAUAGUUCAGCCUUUAGGAGUUCAAUCUGCCAUUGUUUGGGUCUUGCAACUUUCCUCCAAUGUAUUUAUGAAUGUGUCUGUCUUUGCCUUGAUUUAGAAAUGCUCAGCUUGGGCUUAAGGGUUGUUGGUGUCUGAAGGUGCUGCAUUUUGCUGUGCAGAGUUGUAGUUCAUAUACUGUUCAAGGCAUUGUUAAACCCACCUUACUCAACCAUUCACUUAGGUGUUGACUAGAAUUUCACAGGUAAUUGUCAAUUUCAUGCUAAUUAUUUGAGGUGGGCUCCUGCAUCAGCCAGAAGGUCAGUCAAACACUCAGACAUUUCACUCAUUGGGGAUAGCCCUUCCAUUCCAUUGUAUUCCCUCAUAGGGAGGUAGGUAUUUGUCCCCCAAGGUACAAUCGUCAGUGGAUACAGGAUUGUGUGUACUGACUGCAGUUUGGUGCAGGAGCUCUGGCAGCACAUCUGUGAUAGAGGGAGAGGAGAGCCACAUGUGUAACUCUCUCCAGGUUUGCACUGCUGUUGUACACUACCUCCAGGUCAGGGUGAGUGAGUUAAUAUUUAACAUCACAUUGGCAAUAUUUCAGCCAUAUCGUGACGGUCCAGGUCAGGACAUUCUUGAUGAGGAGGGAGACCUAUUUGUCACUGUACAGAAAUUUACUAGAUAUGAGAGGGUCCUGACUCAACUGCACAAACCAUGUAGGUUUAUCACAUAUAUAAGUGUUGUCCACCACUCAACAUAUGGCUGGAGUAUUCUAUAUAUAACUUGGGUGGAUUCAUUAUUCUUGCUGUACUGUAGACCUAUACUAGGAUUGAAGAUUGGCUGAGCAACACUGAUGCAAGUAAACAUCAGUGGAUGUUUUUCUAACAAAAGUUAAUGUUAGCUUUGUGGCUGUAAACAUUCAUUUUGCCACUCACUUGUGAACAUGGCCAUGUUUUUUUGUUGUGGCUUCUCAUGACGUUUUCUUAUAAUUUUUCUGAAGGCAGAGUUAGGAUGGGUAGUAUCAGAUCGUAUUGAUGGCAAGACCUUUUCCAAGCAACUAUUUUGGGUUACAAAGAGUUGCGAAACUGCUCAAUCAUAUGUUGCAGAGGGAGGGUUGGGUGGAGAUAAGAAAUCUUGAACUCUGGUAUAGAUAGGCUGUGGUGAAGGUGUUUGUCAACACCUUGUAUGGACUUGCACCUGACCAAAAGUGUCAUCUAUCCAGUGGUGAAUCAUUUUACAUGUAUGCAUUGUGAGCUUGGGUAUGCUGCUGUAUUUUGAGCAUUGUUCACAAAUAAAACUAUCAUUGUCUUGAA
Molecule: messenger RNA, 5541 nt
Organism: Haliotis rufescens (red abalone)
Lineage: Eukaryota; Metazoa; Mollusca; Gastropoda; Lepetellida; Haliotidae
Product: sodium/potassium-transporting ATPase subunit beta-1-interacting protein 3-like
Exons: 7
Coding region: 133-1092 (319 amino acids)
Biological process (GO): regulation of sodium ion transport
Source: RefSeq, a predicted model, not a curated record